GAUUUUUGUGUUGGUCUAAUUGAUAAGCCACCCACUCACUCAGCGUCAACAACCUAUAGAGUUUCUCUUUCAAAUUCGCAGCCCAAAACCAAAAAAGUUACACUUUGGGUCUCUCUGUUUCCGAACAUAUAUUCACGAUCAGCGUCGUUUCCACACAUAAAGCAAUAAAAGAAAGCACUUUAACUAUGAUCAUUGUUCCAUUAAUUCCUUCCACUAUUAACCUCUUGAGAAGAAAAAAUAAAAAGCCACCUUCACCAUCGUCGUUCAUAUUCAAAACCCAUUAAAAGAUUUUUGUAGCCAUGUUAUUAUUCUGAAACUAAUCAAAAACCAACAACGACGACGACCCAAGUGGGCAUUUCGUCUAUUCGUGCUUUUUGGUCAACUGGGUCGGUUCCCAGAUGGAUUUUCUGCGGCCUAGUGAGACCCGUUUGGUCGGAGACUAUAUAAUGGGUCCGAGAAUCGGGUCGGGUUCAUUCGCCGUGGUGUGGCGAUCAAGGCAUCGGCAAUCGGGUCACGAAGUUGCCGUUAAGGAGAUUGCUAAGAAACAACUGAGCCCAAAAAUCAGUGAGAGUUUGCUCAAAGAAAUAUCUAUUCUCAGAACUAUUGAUCAUCCAAAUAUUAUUCGUCUUUUGGAGGCCAUCGAGACUGAUGAAAAGAUUUACCUUGUUUUGGAGUACUGUGAUGGUGGUGACCUUUCUGGUUAUAUCAAUCGCCAUGGGAGAGUUUCGGAAGCUGUGGCUAGGCACUUUAUGAGACAAUUGGCUGCAGGAUUGCAAGUGCUUCAAGAAAAGCACCUCAUUCACAGAGAUUUAAAACCACAGAACUUACUCCUGUCAACUCAUGAAUCCAUUCCACUAUUGAAGAUAGGGGAUUUUGGUUUUGCAAGAUCCCUCAUGCCUCAAGGUUUGGCUGACACACUGUGUGGUUCACCCUUAUACAUGGCUCCGGAGAUUAUAAAGAACCAAAAAUAUGAUGCAAAGGCUGACUUAUGGAGUGUUGGGGCAAUUCUCUUUCAGUUGGUGACUGGGAGGCCACCAUUUGAUGGCAACAGUCAAUUGCAGCUUUUUGAGAAUAUCAUAACAUCCACUGAGCUGCAGUUUCCUGCUGGUUCUCUGGAAGUGUUGCAUCCAGACUGUGUAAAUCUUUGCAGAUGCCUAUUGCGCCAAAACCCAGUUGAGCGACUAACAUUCAAGGAAUUUUUCAGUCACAAGUUCCUCAGGGAGCCAAGGCCAAUGCUUGAUGUUAGGCAGUCUCCUUUAGUACUGCCUAUGGAAAUAAUUGUUGAGCCGUCCAAUUCUUCUGCCUCUGGGAAGAGGUCAGAAUUGCCUGCUGUUCUUCCUGUGGACUUGUGUAGUGCAAAUUCAAGUUCAAAAUUUUUAAUUGGACACGAAAAUAUAAUUUUGCAAAGAAAGGAAGGUGAAGGUACAUCAAGCAAUGUUCACGGGCUUAUGCCAAAUAUUGCAAGUAAUGAAAGAAGGAAAUAUAUUGAUCAAGAUCUACAAUCAUCUUAUCAACUUCAAGUUUCUGAUUCCAUGGAGUCCAUCGAGAAAGAUUAUGUCCUUGUCAAUCCUCAUUUUGCUUCAUCAGAAUCCAUCUCUUGUUAUCUGGAAAUGUCACAACUGUCUAACUGCAAAACUGGAGUGUCUACCUAUACUCAAAAGCAGAAUGAACAGGCAAGACCAAUUAUACAAGCAGAGGAGCUGGCUGACAGUUCUAUUGGUGGUGUAGAGAGCUCACCGAAGCAUGGACCAGAUCUAUUGCCAACAUCAAUACCUUUAUCUUUAUUGAGGGAAGUGCAAGGACUGUCUAUACUUCACCCUUCCACUAGGCUCCAGUUGUUGCAUCAGUAUGUUGAAGUUCUUAGUGAACUUUCACAAGAAAAGUAUGAUACGGCGCUCUAUCUGGAGGCCUUCUCAAUUGAGUUGGUUAUUUUGGCUCUAUGGAAAAAAGUGCUUCAAAUUUGCAGCAGUUGGCUGGCUUCUUCUGAGAAUGAAGCAUCUGGAAGCAGUAUAGCCAACGAGCCAAAACUUGAUCAGGAAGAUGCAGCUUUACCAUCAAACACUGAAGGAAACCUUGAUUUUAGCCAGCCUUCAUGUGUUUCCAUGUGGGCAGAAAAAUCAUUUCUUGUUGCUUUUAAUCGUGCUGAGAAGUUAUCGAAUCAUGUCCGUAGUAAUAUAGACGGUACCGCUGACAUGCCAGAUGCAAUGGAAAUAAUAUUUCGAAAGGCACUAGCAUUUGGUACCAACGGUGCUGUGGACGAGUUUGAGAACAAAAGUACUGCAGCAGAGAAUUAUUCAAAAGCUCUACUUCUGCUUUCCUUUAUCGCAGGAGAAGCAGCAAUGCUGCCUCUAAAGCCUCCGUUUUCUUUAACUCCUGCGGGCAAGAAGCGAAUCCAACAAUACAUUUUGAACUUGCAUUCUCGGAAGACUAACUUUCUAAAGGCGCAGCCUUCUCUUAAAGAAUUUCUUGACUCUCAUAAAAAGUAAAUAUAACUGGUUUGUACAGCUAUUCUUGGAGGUCCAUCUUUUGUUGAGGCAGAUUACUAGUGUUGGCCGUUGAGCCAGUAAAUCAGCCGCAGCUGCAGCAGGCAGUUUUUAAGUCUCUGACAUGGAUUUACUCUUCUAACUUUUGUUUGGUACGAUAGAUAAGUAAAUACUAGAUUGUUGACACUAUGGAACAAGGUACUACUUAUUCCUGUCUAUGUAUGUGUAAAUGAACUGUCUAUUCUUUAUUUGGGCAAGAAAUUGUACAUACGAACAGAAAUUGUUACGUGUAUAACUGGUCAAUACAACAAAUCUGAUGAAUUUCUCUUUGAAUUUA
Humulus lupulus (European hop) is the source of this 2820-nucleotide messenger RNA. Its product is annotated as serine/threonine-protein kinase ATG1a. The record is from RefSeq and is a predicted model, not a curated record. NCBI's taxonomy places the organism in Eukaryota, Viridiplantae, Streptophyta, Magnoliopsida, Rosales, Cannabaceae. Gene Ontology annotation, cellular component: autophagosome; cytoplasm. Gene Ontology annotation, molecular function: protein serine/threonine kinase activity; ATP binding. Bases 399 to 2486 code for a protein of 695 amino acids. Gene Ontology annotation, biological process: autophagosome organization; protein autophosphorylation; peptidyl-serine phosphorylation. The transcript is spliced from 13 exons.